This is a messenger RNA of Xiphophorus couchianus (Monterrey platyfish), 3392 nucleotides long. RefSeq lists its product as uncharacterized. The record is from RefSeq and is a predicted model, not a curated record. The transcript is spliced from 3 exons. The coding region runs from base 293 to 3058 and encodes 921 amino acids. Lineage: Eukaryota; Metazoa; Chordata; Actinopteri; Cyprinodontiformes; Poeciliidae.
CUGUUGGUCAGAACUUUGACAGGAUUGAAUAUUUCAGCUUUACAAACAGAUUUAUGGGAGGAGGAAGAUGGAAAACAUCAACCCUGUUGAAAAGUGCUGAUGGAGGCUGAGUGUACAAAGCGAGCGCUGUAGUCAGGGGAGAGCGUUAUUUUUAGCAGGUGCAGCCCUUCACAUCCAUCAGACGGUUAUUGGCUCUCAGAGCGUCGGUACAAAUCAGCAGAGCUGUCAGCAGCGUCUCCACUCAGAUUAUCGCCGGUGAAGCUGCGUCUCCGCAGGAGGAUCCGGGCCAAAGAUGUCCGGUGAGAAGAACCCAGAGGUGGUGGGAUGCGACGCCUCCAUCAUGAGGAACGUCUGGGAGAUCCGGAUGAGGGAGUUCGGACAGAGGAUGCUGCUGGAGCAGGAGCGGCUGGAGAGGAGCGCGCUGCCCGCCAUCAACAAGCAGUGGGCAGAUCGUAUGACUGCCAAGACGGGGAAAUACAAAAGAGUGGAGAGGAAAGUUACACCUUCCGAUAUCCAACCAGACGACAACAUCUGGAAGAGCAAGCAACCGCUGGUUCCUCAGGGAGUUCCUCUUGGCAGAGGUCCGGGUUCUGGUGGCAAACCAGGAAUCCCGGCAAAAAGCUUUUCUGCUCAAGCCCCAAAUCUCAAGAACAAAAAGGUGCAAGACAAGAGUUUCAACAAACUACAGCUACUCAUGUCAAUCACCAAAACUCAGCCGUCGUCUCUGGUGUGGGGCAAGGCUUGGAAGUUCAACAAGUCCUUACCGUCACCAGCAGAGGGCGCAAGUCCAGACUGGGGGCAGUGCUGGAUGUUUGCUCCCUAUCAACCUCGAGCCGAAGAACGUAAGCCUUGGCCAAAUGAGCCCAACCUGGUGGAUCCACAAAGAUAUCAUCUCUGGAGAAAAGCCUUUUACAAGAUGGUGGAACCACAGGCGCUAGACCUGAAUCUGCCCGCUGACGAAUGGCAGACAUCCUGGAAAAGAUUUGAGAAAAUCAAGAAAGAUUCUGGUGAAGAUGAAGAGGAAGCCUCUAAACAUGGAUUCUUCACUUCCCUGGUGGAAACCCAGCACCAAAAUGAAAUCUUGUGUUCAUCAGAGUGGAGUGAUUCCUGGACAUCCACCAAGCCAGGCAACGAAGGUUUAUUGAAUGCAACAGUUGCUGACAACAAAGAUAUGGAAAGAGAAAUAAACCCAGAAUGGGACGAAUGUUGGAGGCUUCUCAACCAUCAUGGCAGCAACAGCUUCAAGCUUCCUCGCCAUCAGAAACCUCUCAGUCCAGAAUGGGCCAGUUCAUGGAGAGCAGCAGCCGACGUCUUCAACAACAAACAGAGUUCCUCUCAGAACCAACAUCAUGGCUUUGACAAUCACAGCCUGGAGAGAGAUGGUUUUCACAAAAUCACCUCCCCAACUCGCAAGAGAGACCUACAGGUCUGCGAUAAAUUUGAGGCGAUGAGCGACUGGAGCAAGUCAUGGGAGAUACCGAAGAACAACUCAAAACCUUGUGCGGAGAUAGAUAAAGUCCUCAAAGCCUUGCCGCCGAAGAUAGAUGCUGAGAUUCAAAGGGUGGAAAAGAUCCCUCAGGUCAAUUACUUGACAGAGAAAGUAGAUCCAAGGUACGAGCAACUAAGACGUAAUGUGAUACAUCACACAAGGAGAGAACUCCCCGAGUCAAAGAUACUUCUUCUGAAGCACCUGCAGAAAAUACUUCCACCUUCUGAAUGGAGGGAUUCCUGGAAGGUAAUAAAACACAGAAUGAGACAGGAAAGGAGAAGGUACAAGCCGGAUCCUGUGAAGCCUUUCAGAGAGUCUGAGAAAGGGGAAGAUUCAAAGCCCAAUGCCUCGGAGUGGAAAGACUCCUGGAAGUUUACCUGCCGGCCCCUGAAUCAGAACCCUGAGCUGUGGCAACAAGGUUGGUCCACCUCAACGCAAGUCCGGGUGAACUGGGAGAGGCACCAGAGUGAGAUUUCAGUGGAGGAAUUCCCUAAAAAUGGCCCAACAAGUGAACGGGUUUGGGGAGAAUCCUGGAAGUUCUCAAGGCACCAGCAUCGAUCAGAACCUGCAAAUGCCAAAGAUCAAGUCGGCAAAGGGAAGUUGAAUGUUCCUGAUAACUCAAGAGAACAUGAAAGUCAGGCCAAGUCCAUAUCAGAUUGGCAAGAUGCCUGGAUGAUCACAAAAACAGAGAUGAGACACGAUAAGCCAUCGUUUGCUCAGUGGAGGGAAUCCUGGAAGUGGUCUAUCUACCACACACCACACUGGACUGGACUGGUAUCAACAGAGAAGUGGGUGGAUGAAUCCAGUGAGAUCCAACGCCCAAAAAGCAUUAUGUCCUCAGAAGGAGUGAAAGCUAAAAUGAGCAGCUCCUUUGACAACAAGAUAUUUGGCCAAAGAUACCCUGAGAAAGAGUGGAGCUCCUCCUGGAGGACCAAAUCACUAAGCAAUCAAUCAAGCAAAAGUAGUUCAACUCAGCAGCAACAUCCCAUUCUGAGUGAGUGUGGAUGUAAGUGGGGAAGAUCUUUCAGACUUGCCAACCCAACGCCCCAACUGGAUCAGCCCUGGAUUGAGUCUUCCCAGAACCCUGGUUACUACCAGGUUUUAUGGUCAAGCAAAAACAAGAUACAAAACAUAAAUAAAAAUAAAUCCGACCUAAACAAAGUGUUUGCUUCUGCCACACUUUGGGCAAACUCCUACCGGUUCCUGCAGAAACCCAACAACCAGCUUAAUACCAAAGGUAGAUCCAAAGUACUCAGUGAUCAAAGAGUGAUUUUACCAACAAAGAUCAAAACGAGGAAGCAGCUGUAUUCUGGCAUAGAGAAGGAGAAACAGUCAGAGAGGAAGUGGGCAGGAUGCCACCUCCUGGGUAAAACCCAACCUCGUCCCAAGAAAGGCAGCGGUUCUGACAGUAAGCUCAUGCCUGAAGACAGCGUCUAUAAGAAGAUCCUGGAGGAAUGGGGAGAGUCUUGGAGAUUCUUCGUCCGUCCUGAAAACCUGAAAAAACAGACAAGCUUUAAAUCAAUAUCUGGUUGGGAUGAAUCCUGGAAGUUCCUCUUUCCGCCGUACUGACAAAACAAAAACAAUCUCUUCAAGAAAUGAGUCACUCUGUUGAACCCAAUGAUCUGCAUUUCCCAUAAAAUGGAAAUGUCUUUUUGAUAGUUAGCGCAGAACAGUGUGGCAAGAAGAUGUGUUUCAGGCAAAUAAAUCAGAACAGUAUAGUUUUAAAUUGCUAUUUAUGAAAAAAGGCAAAGAAGAAGGAUAAGGAUCUUAUGAAGAAAAGUGUAGGUGUAGCUUUAAUAUGGGAAUAUUAAAACAGUUUGAGAAAGAAAGAUUCACAGGACUGUCUGAUGAUGAAGGUGAAUGAAAUGCUAAAGUCUCCUGAAUAAAGGAGUAAAAACAAACA